This is a messenger RNA of Penicillium brasilianum, 1539 nucleotides long. NCBI's taxonomy places the organism in Eukaryota, Fungi, Ascomycota, Eurotiomycetes, Eurotiales, Aspergillaceae. The record is from the annotation of a GenBank genome assembly.
CCACUAUUUCACCGUCAACAGCCAACGGCCAUUCGACCAUUCACCUCCCUUCAUUGUGUCGUGUACUACUCUCUUUCCCCACCUCGGCCGCGAAUCCUCACCUCGGCAACUCGAACAACUUCAACACCUCUUGCUCACCCUUGGGCAGUUGCUACCUUACUCGUCUCACAUCACACACGGUCAGCUAUCUGGGCUGCAAUGUCCGGUCACAACCUUCACAAUGCACUCCUGCGGCCUCCCAUCAUCCAGAUCCUCCGAGCUCAAGGAUUUCACUCGACGCGCCCAUCGGUCCUAGAGUCACUAUCCGAACUGACUGGACGAUAUCUCAUGAUCCUGGCCUCUGCAACAGCCGCCCACGCCGCCAAUGCCCACCCCGAGGACCCAUCCCCAGUCAUUGAAGACGUCUACCAAGCGCUCCAAGAUGCCGGUGCGCUAAGACCCCAACUGAAAGAGUGGGAGGAGGACUGGGCCGGCGAAGAAGAUUUGCGUGGCCUCGAGUCUCUGCUUGGAUGGAUAACGGGCCCUGCGCAUCGUGAGAUUCGGCGCAUUGCAGGUUUUGUCCCGAGUGAGGGCGAUAUGGUGGAUCCGGAUGCCAUCGAGAAAGAGGACUUCCUGACGGCGCUGAAGAAGAAGCACAGUAAGACUGGCGAAGAAUCUCGAUACGCGGGGACAGUCCUGGGCAAGAGUGGGGAAGAGCACCCGGUUAUUCUGGAAGGCGGUGCGCCGAGUAUUCAAGAAUGGGGUGCGCAAGUACGAUCUCGGGCUCCCGUGAGUCCAGGUGCCAGUGAUACUUCGGGUGUUAGUAGCGCCCCGAGUCAUCUGUCGGAGGAAGAUCGUGUAGAAGUGUGAAAGCCCAAUGCAUCAUCCGCCCACCAGAAACAUCGGACAACAACCCCUCGACCCAAAUCAACACCACCCAAAUCCACCUUUACAAACGGGUGCUUUCUCUGGAGAAAGCUGUUUGUCAAAGAUGCCGACCAUGAGAACAUGCCGAAAGAGUCCAGUCAGUGUGUGCCUUGAUCUCUCCGAUGCGAUUACUCUCGGAGACCCUUUCGGGGCAUCUGCAUUAUCGACUACGGCAGAUGAUUGAGUAUGACGCGGGCAUAUGGUCUCACAUACCUCAGACACCGGUCGCUCAUGUGCCAGUGCAGCUUCAUGCUCCAAUAAGCUCCCCCUUACCAGCGCGUCGCGUAAUCCGACGCCGAUGGCAAUUUCCCUUCUUCUGGGCACCUCAUCUUGGUUCAGCUAGCGGAAGCACAAGUGCCGUAUCUGCUUCUGAGAUUUCAAAGUCAAGGAUUGCGAUGGUAGCUUGAUGUUCACUUAGCGAGUUGCAAUCGUCUUAAUGCAGACAGUUGCGGAAAUUUUUACGAUGUAUGCCAGUUGCAGGAUACCAAAUAGUGCGAAUGACGCUUCGUCAAAAUGUCAACUUCCUGGUAAUUUUGGCCCAACAUGAUCCUUUACAAUGAACAAUUACUCCUAAGAAAUGAUAUUUCAAAUCUCAGGAAAUACGCGGUCAUAAUUGAAAUUGGCAUAAUAAUU